Neurospora hispaniola is the source of this 533-nucleotide messenger RNA. RefSeq lists its product as uncharacterized. The record is from RefSeq and is a predicted model, not a curated record. The coding region runs from base 96 to 419 and encodes 107 amino acids. The transcript has a single exon. NCBI's taxonomy places the organism in Eukaryota, Fungi, Ascomycota, Sordariomycetes, Sordariales, Sordariaceae.
UUCGUAGUCCAGCGCUGCUAGCUGAGGGCGGCAAGCUGGUAGCAACACUCGGAUUUCCGUCAUCUGGCGGGUCUUUCUGUCACAAACAGUCCAUAAUGAAGGCUACACUACGAUGGAGCGAAUAUACAAGAGCGAGUUCCGAUCAUCGAAAACGCGUCUUUCGACAAGGCUGUCUUGGCACCCACCACGACACGAGAGGUGUUAAAUAUUCCGAUACCCCCAUGAUACGAUCAUCGAGAAACUUCGUACCAUCAUUCUACGCCCGGUGGAAGCCUACCGAGUUACUCCACGCCUUGAGAUUCGAGGGGUGGAUGCUGUCUAUGCCAGUAUGGAGGAUUCUGCUCGCAGAGAGACAGCACAACCUGCGUGGACAAAACUGGCCUCUUACAGAGUCUGGAAGAGAUGGACAAAGCUGCUGACGGUAUCCUUGGUGUUAGUACAAAAGCCAAGCGGCCACACCGACAUGGAAAAUGGGCAGAGGAAGUCGUCGUCAAGCCACUCCAGUCACAUACCAGAUCCGGGUUAUCAUCGGU